GAAACCCUAAUUACAAUUAUUAGUACGUCAAAGUUCAUUUUUAUGAAAUUAGCUAUGUUUUGAAAGAAAAAGAAAAUAUAAAAAAAUGAAGAAGAAACGGUAAAAAGAAGAGGGUGCUUUCGAAGACUCUUCCCUCGAAUAAACGCAUAGAAGUGACAGCCGUUAUUAAUACCGACUGUCGUACUUUCUUCCACAGACCUAACCACACACACAACACUCUCUCUCUCUUUGCUUACGACUUCCGAGACAAAUAGAGAAUUCUUGUAAAAGCUUUUACCUUUUAGAGGAAAGAACAGUGCAGAUCUUAGAAGGAUCCGAAGACCCACCACGAAAAUAAACCAAACUAUAACCAAGUCAAAGUCUUAUAUUUACCCACAGGACAAAAAGUUGAAUUCCAAGAACCAUUUUUAUUCUAGCUUCUCUCAUCUGUCUUUGCUUUGGAAGAAGUCUCCAGCUUCAUUUGACUUCAACUGUUCCAGGUUAUUUGUUUGUUUUCGUGUUCUUCUGUUUUGUGGCUUCUCUGAGAUGACUCACGUGUUGGUACGAAGAGAGAGACACGGAAGCAAAAAUAGAAGAUGGGACAUGACCAUCAAAUAUUUCUUCUUCUUCUUAGUUGUCAUGUUUCAGAUAUGCUUGUCCUCAUCAUCAGCUUCUGUUGAUUCUCGUCGUCACUUCGUCUCGUCGCCGCCGAGAAAGACUCUGGUGUAUGCAGCGGCGCCGUUUCGUUGGGAUUUGAAUAUAGAAGAUAACAUUUAUGGAGACGACAAGAGAGUAGUUCACACCGGUCCCAAUCCUCUCCACAACUAACUUUUACGUGUUGCUAUUAUUAUCCAUUACCCUCCCAUACCCACCCUACGAAGGCUACAAGCAAGACGCAAACGUGAAACACUAAUCGCGAUGCAGAGGUACCCUUAGUGUAAAAUCAAGAAUGUCAUAGAUUUUGUAAGGUAGAGUCCUCUUUUUGUAUCUCAUGGAGCAUAUAAACAUUUUAGCUUUUUGUGUAGGGCUUAGUUCGGGUAUGUGGAACUAUAUAAUAUUAGUAUUAAGAGUUUAAACUUUAAAGGUUACUCACCACUUAUUCCUUAGAUUUCAUUUUCCCUUGAAA
Messenger RNA from Brassica oleracea var. oleracea, 1105 nucleotides. Its product is annotated as CLAVATA3/ESR (CLE)-related protein 17. The record is from RefSeq and is a predicted model, not a curated record. Lineage: Eukaryota; Viridiplantae; Streptophyta; Magnoliopsida; Brassicales; Brassicaceae. Gene Ontology annotation, biological process: system development. The coding region runs from base 526 to 807 and encodes 93 amino acids. The transcript has a single exon.